Messenger RNA from Anopheles darlingi, 3531 nucleotides. RefSeq lists its product as uncharacterized. Bases 486 to 2186 code for a protein of 566 amino acids. The record is from RefSeq and is a predicted model, not a curated record. NCBI's taxonomy places the organism in Eukaryota, Metazoa, Arthropoda, Insecta, Diptera, Culicidae. The transcript has 3 exons.
AUGCGAGUCGCAGUUGUGAAUGGUUUCUGGUCGCGUACGGAAUGGUUCCCGCGGUUUUGUUAUCAAACACAAUGGCGCCAGCCGCCCAGCUGGACGAGAUCUUGCUUACGCCUAAUCUUGUCUGGUGUGUCGCGAAGUUUGUGUUAGACGCCUAUUCGAACAUCUGAUCCGACGAUUGGCGCACGCGAAGCAAAAAGUGUUCUGUUUCGUUUUGCAAACAAACAAUAAACAUACUUUAGCCAACACCAGCACUGCUGCUGAUACGAACAUCCGGAUCGAACAGACUGAUGGUUGGUCUGUAAUGCAGUUAGUGCUCCCUUUUGAAGUUGACGAUCCAAGAAGCGAAAGCAUGUGCGUGGAUCGUUGAUAAAAAGCAUACAGAGCAUAUAGAUACUGGCAUUCAACGGAUUACGGAUUGUUGUGCGUUGUUCUUCUAGAAUUGUAAAAUUCAAUAUUCGUAAAUACAAACGAAGAAUAAUCAAAAAAUGGCGCUAGACAAACGGGUUCGAUAUACAGAAAAUGGCGACAACGUGGCCUACUACCACGCGUACAAAUAUAACUCCUUGCAGCGGCUAAACAAGUCUAAAAGCAUGCACGGUGUAAAGCGCGUGAUUGCAUUCUGCAUCCUUACCGCCAUUCUACCGGCUGCACUCAUCAUACUUCCGCUUUACCUAAGGCACACCGUGUUCGCCGAUGUCGUGUACCCGAUCGCGGAGUCGGAUAUUAUCGAAAUCCGUGACGGCAUUUCGUCAGUGUUCUGCCAGAAGCACACGCUGCAGAUGAACAGCACCUUUAAUGCGUUCCAGCUGGAGCACGAGCCAGAAAUCUCGAAGAACCGGAAGCACAUUCGGCUGAAAAAAUCAAUGUCAUUGCCGGAUGAUACGCUCGAGUACUGGGGAUUCUAUCUGUUGAAAGGUGCUACGGUGGCGCUCAAGAUCUGCUCUCGGUACGAUGGUUCGCGCAUUCUGGUGGUAAAAGGUGAACGGAACCUGCGCACCUGCGGGUUGCUCGAGCACAACAAAGACAAGAUCGAUAACUACCUCAACAAGGAGCACGGCCAGGUGCUGGUCACCUAUGAGUCGGCGGCCGAAUUUAUUGAUUCACGAGAGAAGAAGGAUCCUCCCGAUCUACCGGCGGAUGGAAAUCAUGGUGGAGAAGAUCUUACGGAGGAAUCACCCGGAGGAUCGAUUUCUCUGCUGCCAGGGGUACCGAUCAAAAAGGAAGCUUCUCAAGCUUCACAUGCGGCUAGCAUAGAGAAGCCUAUAACUUCCACUAAUGCUAAAGAUGCCGGAGGGUACAGGCAUCAUUCUACAACCAAACGCAUAGGACGGCCGGUAUCGGUUACAACCAAAACCGUGCAACCAUCGGUCACCACGUCAACGACAACCACCACGACGACAGAAAUUCCGUCUAGCACGACGGAAAAUUUGGUGAAAAAGUACCGCAACUUCCGAGCCACCGAAGCCGGACCGGCCGAAGAUGAGGUGUCAGUAGAGAGUGGCAUCCAUCGGAGGCGUCACGCACACAACAAAACGGGGCACCGCCUGCGACAGGCCGAGGUUGAUCAUGAUGGAGAAGAGAUUGUUCAGCCGGACAGUGUCGAACCAGCGGAACAGCCGCACCAGCAGGGGCACCGAAAGAGGCGCGAUCUGGUAUACGAUCGGCGCAUCAAUCACGGCGGUACGGCAAUGAACUUCUCAAACAACACCUCCGACUCGGUGUCCAGUUUCGAGAACAGUUUGCUUUCGUGCUACGAUGGUGACAUCCUUCUGGCGCACAGCUUCUCGCCCAGCACGUCCUGCGAGAGUGUGAAGUUUCUUGAAACUGGUUCGCACGUAGUCACCAAGCACGAGGUCGUUUCGGAUGGGUAUUAUUACUACAUUUUCUACAGUGAUAACGAUCACGUCAAGAACGACAUCCAUGCGAUGUUCGACAUCUACAAACCGACGUUCCAGUACUCAAACCUGUCCGAUUCGAAGGCCUGCAUCAAUGGGACGCAUUGCUCUUUUCCGAUCAAGUUCUGGUCGAACGAGCGGGUGAUCGUGGAAGUGCCGACACGCGACGGUAUCGAGCAUGAGGAAGACGACGUCACGCUGCUCGUAUCCACGUGCCAUCCACGGAUGGCAAUCUACAUAAUCUUUCCCGUCAGUGUGCUCAUACUAGUGCUCACCUGCGCUUUCCUCUAAAGUGCAGCGCUUUACAGCAAUGGUUACCGGUAAAUUAUGCGCAUUGGUAAUUGUUGGUGUGAAGUGCGAUGGGAGGAACGUUUUAAUUUACAACUUUAAGCUCUAGUGCCAUACUACGGGAGGGCGGCUAAUGUGCCAAUACAGACAGAGGGAAAGGCAAGCGGGUAGCUGUGGAAUCCAUGCACCAUAUCAUAUAUAUUAUAGGAGGCAAUAGGCCAAUGAUAUCCUGAUCGGUGCUAUUUUUGUUACCAUACAGUGACUACUCUUCAUGGCCUACUGCAUUUUGGAUAUCAAAAAAAAAUCUCGUACCGCAUAACCGUUCCGUAGAUAUGAAUGAGGCACAAUUAUGUUUUUAUCUUUUUUUUUAUACCACAAUUUAAUACGUGCAAUAUGAGAUAAUUUUCCAAAGAAUCUUUAAAAUGAACCCGCCAAUAAGCAAAUGUACAAGUUUAGUUAAGCGAGUUUACGUGGUAUUUUCUCUUCACUGUCACCUGAAGCGAUCAUUGGCAUCGGUUGUGUCGAUCCACUAGUUGGUGUAGGCAUAAUUGCAGAUCUAACGAAAUUGUAACUCAUUUAGUAUCACAGUCAAAUUCACCACGGGACGUUUGGCAGCUUUUGACACUAGGUAAACCUUGCUCACAAAAUUUUGUGCAACUACUACUAAGAAGUAAGGUUGUUUUUAACAGCUUUGCAGCAUUUUUAUGAUCCUUCUGUCCCAUGCGAAUUACGCCUAAGAUGAACUUUUUCCAUUCUAUAGUAUAGUUUGAUGGUUGUGAUUAAAAAAAGAGGAGAAUCCCUGCCGCUUGCUCACUUUCAACAAGAUUUUAUUUAAUACCGUUUGCGUGUCGCAUGGUUUUAUUUUAAAAUUACGUAGCAAUUCAUAAAAUGUAAUAAGAAGACAUUAAAAUAAGGGGUAGUAUCGGAAGCUAAGCGAGUUCGAAUCGCCAAACAUUGCCUCAUUCAAAAAGUUCAACUCAUUACUACAGAUUGAUUGAAAAUGGUGUACAUUUUGGGUAAUAGGUUAUCCGGUACAGAAGUUGUUUAAAUGUAACCAUUUUUAAAUUGUGAUAUACCCACAAACCUGAAGCAAAUGUAUAAAACAUCCCGCCCACCCACCCGCACACACGAUUACUUGUUACGAGGUCAGUCAUUUAGGGUUAGCAAGAGAUAUACUUUUACAUCUUAGCAAACGCAGGCAACACUCGGUCUUCUUAAGUUAAGUUUCGUUGUGCGUUACAAAUGCGCGUAAGACGACGACAGAAGUGCAACGAGAAGGUAUAUACUGUUGAAUUAUUAGUGCAGGGAAUCGCAAAUAUAAGGCUAUUUUUACUUACCAUUACCAUUA